This is a messenger RNA of Alnus glutinosa, 2296 nucleotides long. Its product is annotated as probable WRKY transcription factor 20. Bases 192 to 1805 code for a protein of 537 amino acids. Gene Ontology annotation, biological process: regulation of DNA-templated transcription. The record is from RefSeq and is a predicted model, not a curated record. Gene Ontology annotation, molecular function: sequence-specific DNA binding; DNA-binding transcription factor activity. The transcript is spliced from 7 exons. Lineage: Eukaryota; Viridiplantae; Streptophyta; Magnoliopsida; Fagales; Betulaceae.
UCCAAUGUAACAAGUCAACUACGUCUCAGUCUCUUCCUUUCUAUCCCUCUCCCUGACAAAAAAAGGAAAAGAAAAGAAAAGCUUCAGAGACACAACCAGGCGGAAUGACCGUUAUGCCCCUACCCUCUCCUCCUCAAUAACUAAGCCCCACUCCUUCCCUUCGCCUUUGACUCUCCUCGGAAUCGCAGAGAAUGGCGCAGACCCAAAGCUCAGCUGCGCUCUCGGAACUACGGCUGAGCAGCUCAGGGGACGAUCCGGGUCGGCCCGGGACGGGGCCGGCUAAUAACUCUGCGGCCAGGUACAAGCUGAUGUCACCGGCGAAGCUCCCGAUCUCCAGGGCCACGUGUAUCACGAUCCCGCCCGGGCUCAGCCCGACGUCGUUUCUUGAGUCCCCCGUGCUCCUUUCCAACAACAUGAAGGCAGAGCCCUCUCCAACUACCGGUUCCUUUAUUAAACCUCAAGUGGUGCGUGUCCCUAUUGGUUCUGCUGCAUAUCCAGUAACUACGGUUUGCUCCAACAGCAAUACUUUCAGAGAAAGAAAUUCCAACUGCUUCGAAUUUAAACCACAUGCUACAUCAAAUAUGGUUCCUGCAGAUCUGAACCACUGGAGAAGUGAGCAAUCUAUGCAAGUCCAAGGUCAGCGCCAGCCUCAGGCAUUUGCGUCAUCACCGUUGGUGAAAAAUGAGGUGGCAGUUUCCUCAAAUGAGUUGAGUCUUUCAGCACCGGUUAACAUGGUAACUUCAGGGGCUAGUGCACCUACUGAAGUUGAUUCAGAUGAACUAAACAAUAGAGGAACUUCCAAUACUGGGUUUCAAACUUCACAAUCUGAUAAUAAAGGAAGUGGGCUUUCUGUUGUUGCUGACAGGCCGUCUGAUGAUGGAUAUAACUGGCGAAAAUAUGGACAGAAACUUGUUAAAGGAAGUGAAUUUCCCCGUAGCUAUUACAAAUGUACACAUCCUAACUGUGAAGUAAAAAAGCUGUUUGAGCGCUCUCAUGAUGGACAGAUAUCUGAGAUUAUCUACAAGGGGUCACAUGAUCAUCCUAAGCCUCAACCUAGUCGUCGAUAUGGUGCUGGUACUAUUAUGACUGUCCAAGAAGAAAGAUCUGAUAAGGCUUCAUCUUUAACUGGUCGAGAUGAGAAGUCAAGCAUAUAUGGACAGAUGUCCCAUACAGUAGAGCCGAGUGGUACUCCUGACCUAUCUCCUGUCACAGCAAAUGACGAUAAUCUUGAUGCUGCAGGUUCAAUGCCAAAUAGAAUCCAUGAUGAGGUUGACGAUGAUGAUUUAUUCUCAAAGCGGAGGAAAAUGGAGAUUGGUGGGUUUGAUAUCACUCCAGUGGUUAAGCCUAUCCGGGAACCACGUGUUGUUGUUCAAACCCUUAGUGAGGUAGAUAUACUGGAUGACGGGUACCGCUGGCGCAAAUAUGGGCAGAAAGUGGUCAGAGGCAAUCCUAAUCCACGGAGUUACUACAAGUGUACAAAUGCUGGAUGCCCUGUUAGAAAACAUGUGGAGAGGGCAUCUCAUGAUCCCAAAGCAGUUAUAACCACAUAUGAGGGAAAACACAAUCAUGAUGUACCUACUGCAAGGACAAGCAGCCAUGACACAGCAGGACCCUCAGCUGUGAGUGUGAGUGGACCAUCAAGGAUUAGAUCAGAAGAGAGCGAUAUUGUUAGCCUUGAUCUUGGGGUUGGGAUCAGCUCAGCUGUUGAAAAUAGGUCCAUUGAGCAUAGGCAGACGCAGCAUUCUGAAAUUCUGGGAAGCCAAAUUCACAAUGGCAGUUCACAUUAUAAGCUUUGGAGUCUAUAAAGAAUUGCAUUGCAUCUCCCAACACCUGGAGAAAUGAAGAUCUUUUACCUGUCAGGUUGCAGCCUAGUGGUCAAAGGGCGGGCCUGGGAUGAGCCAUAGACUCGGACAUCCUGGUUCGAUUCCACACUAAGAGUUCACCUAGAGUGUACUUUUCAGGGGCGGGUCCGAAGGACCUACCUUGGUGAGGUUCCACCCCAUAAAAAUAAAAAUAAAAAAAAAAUCUUUUAAAGUCUGAACAUGAAAUAUGUAUAUCUUUGUACCAUGAAAGUCAAAUCAAAUUGAAUGUGUAUGAUUAUGAUAUGGUGAUCCAAGGUUAGUGGUGCUUGUCCCUAGGAUGGUUUCUGCUUGCAAAAAUGAGAUAUUUGGUUCAGGAUUUAGGCCCCAAUUGGAUUGAGAAGGUAUAAAGUUCAUUAGGUAUUUGGGCAUGUAAAUUUCGUCAAAUCUUAAUUAUUAUUUUCAAAUUAAAUAGGUACGAUUUUAUAGUAUCAAUA